Messenger RNA from Momordica charantia (bitter melon), 1800 nucleotides. RefSeq names its product Protein kinase superfamily protein. Gene Ontology annotation, molecular function: protein kinase activity; ATP binding. The record is from RefSeq and is a predicted model, not a curated record. Gene Ontology annotation, biological process: protein phosphorylation. NCBI's taxonomy places the organism in Eukaryota, Viridiplantae, Streptophyta, Magnoliopsida, Cucurbitales, Cucurbitaceae.
AAAAAUAAAGAAUAAAGUGCUUUCUUGGUUUCCCUGAAGCAGUGGUUUGUCUGUUCUGUGGGCAGAGGCUGAAGAACGGAGGAGAGGAGCUUGGAAAAUCAGAGUGUAGAGAGAGAUUUGGAGGUGGGGGAAUGAAUCUUCUUGGUAUUUUACUACCCAUGUGGGUUUUCUAUUCUUUGUUCCCAAUAAUUGAUGCCAGACCAGAAAUUGCUGGGUUCUACAUUUCUGCUUCUGGGAGAGAAGAACCCAUUUCUCGCAUUGUGACCAAAAUGGAAGCUCAAUCCCCAGGAGCUGCAGAGAUUAGAGUAGUUCACCACCAAGAUUUGAACAAGAGAAUUCUCAUAGCAUUGAUUAUUUCUUCCACUCUUCUUGGAGCUGUACUGCUGUUCCUCAUAUGUUUUUGGAUAUAUCGUUGGAAAUCGUCGAACCUUGAUGAUGAAAAAUGUCAAAAGAACUUGGAGGUGUCGAAAGGGAUGUCGAUGACUCCCAUCAUAGCCAGAUUUAAUUCCUUGAGGUUGGCUAAUUUUAAAGGUUCCGUUUCGACCAUCGACUAUAAACUGUUGGAAGCAGCAACUGAUAACUUCAGCAAAGGCAAUGUUUUGGGUGAGGGCGGUAUGGGGCAUGUCUACAAAGCAUGUUUCAAUGAUAAAAUGCUGGCAGCUGUGAAGAGAAUAGACAGUGAAGGACCGGAUGCCGAAAGAGAAUUCGAGAAUGAGGUGAACUGGCUGUGUAAAAUACGACAUCAAAAUGUUAUCAAACUCUUGGGGUACUGCAUUCAUGGCGAAACGCGGUUUCUUGUUUACGAGAUGAUGCAGAAUGGAUCUUUGGAGUCUCAAUUGCACGGACCUUCUCAUGGCUCGGCUUUAACUUGGCAUCUCCGAAUGAAGAUCGCUGUCGACGUUGCAAGAGGAUUGGAAUAUCUUCAUGAGCACCGAAAUCGUCCUGUCGUUCAUCGGGAUUUAAAGUCAUCGAAUAUCCUUCUAGAUUCAGACUUUAAUGCCAAGCUCUCUGACUUUGGACUUACUGUAAACUUGGGAGCUCAAAAUAAAAACAUAAAGCUCUCUGGAACUUUGGGUUAUGUCGCCCCGGAAUACCUUUUAGACGGUAAACUAACAGAUAAAAGCGAUGUCUAUGCUUUCGGAGUCGUUCUUUUGGAGCUUCUGACCGGUAAAAAGCCCGUCGAGAAGAUGGGAUCUACUCAAUCCCAAUCUCUAGUUUCAUGGGCAAUCCCGCAGCUUAGCGACAGAUCAAAGCUACCGAAAAUUGUCGAUCCCGCAAUAAGGGACACAAUGGAUUUGAAGCACUUAUACCAAGUUGCUGCUGUAGCUGUGCUAUGUGUACAAUCAGAACCGAGCUAUCGACCUCUACUUACCGACGUUCUGCAUUCGCUCAUCCCUCUCGUACCUGUAGAGCUCGGAGGAUCGCUAAGAGUUACCGAACCACUGCAUCCGAAAGUGGCUUCGACCUGCUAGACGACAGGGGGAAACUGGAUCUGUGGCUUGGUUCAGUCACAUACUACACGGGUCAAAGUCGAAAAGAAAAAUGUUCUGUCUCGUGUCGUCGAAAUGCAGAUCGAUUUUGGCGUUUUUUUUCCCUUCUUUUCUGUUUUUCCAUUUUUAUGUAACUCUGAUUUAUCUUGAUCAGAGGCUGUCUCUUGAAGAUAUGUGAUUAGGAGGAGGCAGAUCUCUUGGCUCUUGCAUUCUUAAUUAGUAGCUGUUUAGUUAUAAAGAAAAUUGUUAUUUGAAGUUUGUGUAUGAUCUGAUAGACAAAGCCUAUAUAUAUUUCCAAAAUCUUAGUUUA